Messenger RNA from Meira miltonrushii, 1130 nucleotides. Its product is annotated as V-snare-domain-containing protein. Bases 38 to 760 code for a protein of 240 amino acids. The transcript is spliced from 4 exons. Lineage: Eukaryota; Fungi; Basidiomycota; Exobasidiomycetes; Exobasidiales; Brachybasidiaceae. The record is from RefSeq and is a predicted model, not a curated record. Gene Ontology annotation, cellular component: cis-Golgi network; Golgi membrane; Golgi medial cisterna. Gene Ontology annotation, molecular function: SNAP receptor activity. Gene Ontology annotation, biological process: vesicle fusion; endoplasmic reticulum to Golgi vesicle-mediated transport.
GCAUAGAAUAGUUGAAAGUGACAGCCAUCUUGACAACAUGUCUUGGGAAGUCACACGAAGAGGAAUACGAAAUUUAGAGGUACGAUUAGAUGCUGCUUUGAAUCAAUAUUCACGUAUUGCAGCCAAUAUAGCAGGAGCAGGACAGGCAAACGGAGCAUGGCCAGGAAAAGCAACAGAAGAGGGUAGGCGAAAUGGCGUAAAGAGUGAAGGAGAAGACCAUAUACAGAUGGAACAAGAGAUCGAAAGGCUAUUAGCAGAGCUAUCGUCAAGCGUGGACAGUCUAUCAAACUCGCUAAAUGAUCCAAUCGUUCAAGCAUCAGCAUCACAGCAGCAUACAUUACAGCGGCACAGAGAGGUUUUGCUGGACUUUGAAAGAGAUUAUAGAAGAUCAAAAACAAACGUCAAACAAGCCAGAGAUCGUAGGGAUUUGCUGGGAAGUGUGAAGAUAGAUAUAGAAAGCUACAAAGCUCGUCAAGGAAGCGAUGCAGAUGCACUAUUGGCAGAAAGAUCCCGAUUAGACAAUUCCCAUCAGAUGAUUGAUGGCACACUAGAUCAAGCAUAUGCUACCCGCGCUGAUCUGGGACAACAACGGUCCACUUUGGUGGACAUGACUUCAAGAUUGACAAAUACUGCAAGUCAAAUUCCCGGAUUGAAUAACCUGAUCAGACUUAUUCAUCGUAGACGACAGAGGGAUCGUGUAAUCAUGGGCGUGGUGAUCGGAACGUGUACUGUACUAAUACUCAUGUAUCUAACUCGGUAAUGAAGAUUCGUGCAUUUGCACGUUUAACGAAGCUUUAUGGGAGCGAUUUGAUAAAGAGCGAUCUCUGUCUACUUUUCAAGCAUCACACAAUCAAUCAAUCGCAAACUAGUGAUGCAAUCUGUGUUCUUCAAGUGCAUCAGACCUUCUUCAAUAUCCCUUCUCUGUCGGACACAGACGAGCAUAAUGUGCGUAAUGCGGGUAAGAUGAAUUUUGGGAUGCCACAUAUGGAAACAUGAAAUUGUACAUGUCACACUUGGGACAAAAAGGGCAAAGAGAAACCACGUAUCGAGUACUGAACUGGCGAAACUGAACCUUGUCGUUGGCAUCAUACGCCAAUUGUAUGAUAUCCCUUCACCAUAAUGUCAAAAGU